Molecule: messenger RNA, 3062 nt
Organism: Frankliniella occidentalis (western flower thrips)
Lineage: Eukaryota; Metazoa; Arthropoda; Insecta; Thysanoptera; Thripidae
Product: cationic amino acid transporter 3-like
Exons: 10
Coding region: 200-2113 (637 amino acids)
Biological process (GO): transmembrane transport; amino acid transport
Cellular component (GO): plasma membrane
Molecular function (GO): amino acid transmembrane transporter activity
Source: RefSeq, a predicted model, not a curated record
GCGUCGCGCGUCGCACGGCCGCUGCCGACCACCUCACCUGUCGUGGCGGGGCGGGGCGCGCACCUCGGAUUAGGACGGGACGGCGGAUGUACGAAGAGGUGGGGACAGGACGGACCCGGGCCCCGGGGCCCCGGGGGACACGGUGGCAUCGCAGUGGUCCCCAGGCCGCCGUCAGGCCCCGACCGACGCGCGCCUCACCAUGACCGUCACCGCGACCGGCACCCGCACCGAGAGCGCCGCCAGGCGGUACCUCAAGAUGGCGGCCAAGGGGCUGUGGGGCAUGGCCUCGCGGCGGAAGCGGAUGUCGGAGGACUCGUCGCCGCUGGCGCGCGUGCUCAACCUCGUGGACCUGACGCUGCUCGGGGUGGGCUCCACCCUGGGGCUGGGCGUGUACGUGCUGGCCGGCCAGGUGGCCAACGAGAUGGCCGGCCCCGGGGUGCUCAUCUCCUUCCUGCUGGCCGCCGUCUCCUCCUUCUUCGCCGGGCUCUGCUACGCCGAGUUCGCCUCCCGCGUGCCCAAGGCCGGCUCGGCCUACGUGUACGCGUACGUGGCGGUGGGCGAGGUGGCCGCCUUCAUCAUCGGCUGGACGCUCAUCCUGGAGUACGCCAUCGGCACGGCCAGCGUGACGCGAGGCGUGUCGACGUACGUGGACAAGCUCGCCGAUUAUCGCAUCUCCAACUGGUUCACCGAGCACCUGCCGCUGAACACGCCCACCCUGGCCGCGUACCCGGACUUCUUCUCCUUCGGUAUCAUCGUCCUCAUGACCGGGCUGCUCGCGUUCGGCGUGAAAGAGUCGUCCGUCGUGAACAACAUCCUGACCUUCCUUAACCUGGGCACGGCCACGGUGGCCGUGGUGACCAGCGCCAUAUACGCCAACCCUUCCAACUGGGCGCUCGCCCCGCACACCAACACCGACACGGGCAAGACUGACCUCGGCGGCUUCCUGCCGUACGGCGUCAAGGGCAUCGUGGAGGGCGCGGGCACGUGCUUCUUCGGCUUCGUGGGCUUCGACUGCAUCGCCACGACCAGUGAGGAGGCCAAGAACCCCCGGCGGAACAUCCCCUGGGCCAUCGUGCUGUCGCUGUCGAUCAUCACCAUCACGUACUGCAGCAUCGCCAUCGUGCUCACCAUGCUCCUGCCCUAUUACGAGCUCGACCGCGCGGCACCCUUCACUGAAGCCUUCAAAGGGAUGCAACUCAUGGCCGUCAUGUGGAUCGUGUCGGUGGGCGCCAUCUUCGCCCUUACCACUAGCCUGCUCGGCACGAUGAUCCCUCUGCCCCGCAUCAUGUACGCCAUGGCCCAGGACGGCCUCCUGUUCUCCAUCUUCGCGCGCGUCGACGGCUGGACGAAGACGCCCCUGAUCGCGACUGUGGUGGCCGGCGGCUUGUCCGGCGUCCUGGCGCUCAUCUUCGACCUGGACCAGCUCAUCGAGAUGAUGUCUAUCGGCACCCUGCUCGCCUACACGGUGGUGUGCAUGUGUGUCCUCAUCCUCAGGUACACGGACACGCGUUCCAGGGGGUCGCCGCCGAACGAGAAGAGCGAGCCCAUCACGUUCACGCGGUCCGUGGGGGCGCUCGUCAACCUGGAGCGCGCUGCAACGCCCUCCAAGCUCACCACGGGCGCCGCCGGCGUCCUCGUCUUUGCCGAGAUCCUGCUGACGCUGGCGCUGUGCGUUCUGCUCAAGCUGGCCGGCAACGACCUGUACGACGACCCAAAGCCGUGGCUGGGGUCGCUCCUGGCCCUCCUCGUGCCCCUCAUCGUGGUCGUCCUCAUGCUCGGACAGCAGCCCAAGGCGAACGUCAGCCAACUCGCCUUCUCGGUUCCUGGGCUGCCUUACAUCCCCGCCCUCAGCCUCUUCCUCAACUUGUACCUCAUGGUCAACCUCAAGGUUGAAACAUGGGUGCGGUUCCUCGUCUGGAUGUUGAUUGGAACCGUCCUCUACUUCUCGUACAGCCUGCGGCACAGCACGGAGCGCCUCCUGGAGAUCGCGGAGAAGAAGCGCGGCGCCGCCGCACCCACGGCGCCCAACGGCGUCAGCAACGGCUCAGGCGGUGCGCAUCCGGAGCUGAACGACCUGCCGAUGAGCGUCCUGGAGGGCAGGACGUACUUAUGAGCCGCGGCGGUGGCGAACAGAGCCGCUAUCGCGCCCCCUGUGGGGGCCAGCCAGCCGCCACCGCUACAAGGCGCCACGUGUGCUGGACUCUCCAACAGUCAGGCCACAGCCCAGUGAGAAAGGUCUGCCAGAACGAUGUCGAAACGGUUUUGAUUCGAAUCGAAUCGAUAUCGAGAUGCAUCGCUUCGAUGUCGAUUUUGUGUCCUGCUUCUCACGAGGGGGUGGAAUGUCGACUUAUUCGUCCGACUUUAUGUCGACGAUAACCAGAGCAGUUUUGAUCUCAGCGUGAGUUUUGGAUGCGUGUCGAAAAUCGCUUUUCUUUUCCUCUACUCGCGACCUUUAUUGUCGCGAGCUCUGAGAUCGUGAGUAACUUGAGAGCGGACCACCAACGGACGGUGUCUGGAGAGAACUAUUUAUUCCGUAUUUAUUAAGGCAUGUUUCCUGAUGCGCCAUGAGCCUGGAUGAUGGACGAGAGGAAAAGAGAAGAGGACAAAGAGGGCCUCCUUUCAAUCCCACAGUAGUUGUUAUGAUAUGAAACACGAUAACGUUUGUGCCAUCAUUCUGAUAACAUCUACAGAGAUUGAGGUGGGGUCAAGGUGGGGUGGGGCUGUGCCUCUUGGUCGUUGCUGUACCUGAUGUCAGUGAUAUGAGCUCGUGAACACUUUCUAGCUCAAAGUUUAAGCUGUGAUGAAAAAAUAAAUAAAUAGAGUUGAAUAUUUGUAGUUUACUUGCGAGAUAUAUAUAUAUAUAUUUACAAUAUCUAACUCGCUGUAUCAAAAGGGAUGGUUACCUCCGGGCUACUCACCUGGCACAAUAGUGAUUAAUAUCAUUUACCGUAUUCUGUUGCCGUAAACACCACAAAGUCAUUCUGAAUUUUUUCUGUCACCUGUAUGUGUUAUUACUUAGUGAUUUUGUACUUAUUUACAGUGAAAUACAUCCAUUUCAGUAA